Molecule: messenger RNA, 1921 nt
Organism: Clarias gariepinus (North African catfish)
Lineage: Eukaryota; Metazoa; Chordata; Actinopteri; Siluriformes; Clariidae
Gene: sgk2b
Product: serum/glucocorticoid regulated kinase 2b
Exons: 12
Coding region: 85-1344 (419 amino acids)
Biological process (GO): protein phosphorylation
Molecular function (GO): ATP binding; protein serine/threonine kinase activity
Source: RefSeq, a predicted model, not a curated record
AGACCGGUACAGCGCGAGCCGCCAGACGCGCGCGAGCCUCUUGACCUUCUUCACACCGCGCACCCGCUCCAGCUGAGGCUCAGUAUGGUGAAGCAGAGCAGGACUCCUGUCACAUACGCCAGAAUGAAGGGGAUCAUCUCGUACUUUGCUGCUCUAAUCAGAGAGAGAAAACAUGGAUCGACUGACCUGCUACAGAAACUUGGGGCCAAAAUUCCAGUUUAUCAACACAGUACGGAUUCAGAGUGCUUUCUGAGACCAGAAGCCAGUCUUUCUGAUGAGUCUGCAGCAGCUGCACAGUUCUUCAACAGUACCGCACACGAGCUGCAAAGGCCUCAGGUUUCAGCAGCAGAUUUUGACUACUUGAAGGUGAUUGGGACAGGCAGUUUUGGCGAGGUGCUUUUAGCAAAAUAUAAGGAGAACAAUAAAUACUAUGCAGUCAAAGUCUUACAAAAGCACAUCAUCCUGAAGAAAGAAGCAGAAGGAAACAUCAUGUGUGAGCGUAAUGUGCUAGUGAAAACUCUGAAUCAUCCGUUCCUAGUGAGAUUUCACUUCAGCUUUCAGACCAAAGAGAGGCUCUGUCUAGUGUUGGAUUAUGCAAGUGGUGGAGAGCUUUUUUAUCACCUGCAAAAAGAGCGUGUUUUCAAGGAGUCCAGAGCCAGAUUCUAUGCUGCAGAACUGGCCAGUGCACUAGGAUAUUUACAUUCCCUGCACAUUAUCUACAGGGACCUGAAGCCGGAGAACAUCUUGUUCGACUCUGAAGGCCAUGUGGUCCUAACAGACUUUGGCUUGUGUAAAGAAGGCAUAGUGGAACGCGCAACCACCAAAACCUUUUGUGGAACUCCUGAAUACCUGGCGCCCGAGGUUCUCCAGCAGCAUGAGUACGACCGUACCGUGGACUGGUGGGGGCUUGGAGCAGUUUUGCAUGAAAUGCUUUAUGGUCUGCCACCGUUUUACAGUGCGGACCGAAUAAAGAUGCUAGGCAAUAUAAUUUAUCAACCACUGGUCCUUAAGUCUGGAGUGUCCAAAGCUGGAAGAGAUUUUCUUAAAAGUCUGCUUAAUAAAGACAGAUCUAAAAGACUAGGAGCUAAACAUGACGUGGAUGAGCUGAAGCAGCACUCAUUUUUUUCCUCUAUCCGGUGGGAUGACCUCGUGGCCAAGAAAAUUCCACCCCCAUUCGUUCCCGCACUGUCUGGCCCUGAUGACCUGACGAAUAUUAACCCUGCAUUUACAAGACUUCCUGUCCCAGAGUCUCUGGGUGUGUGUGAGGAUGCUGAAAUGACUUUCCCAGGCUUUAGCUAUGUAAGUGAAAACAUCUCACCAAUGUCGACAAUGAUUUCCAGAUAAUCAGAUACUAAAAUAUUUGAUUGACAGUGCUAAAAUCAACACCACUAUGACUAUGCUACUGGAAGAUCCUAUCCAGGAUUAUACCUCUAAGAGUGUAUAAGGAUGUUUACCUAAAAGUUCAAAUGCAAAGUUUCUUCUUAUUUUCAUUUAUUUAUUACUUCCUGGAUGCCAUUUGGACCACUGCAUUGCUAUUGCAAUGUUUUCUGCAAUGUUUCGUGAAAAGUCGUGAAAUCGAUGUAUUAACUGUUUUCAUUUUAUUAAAUUUUUUCAAUAUUUGUUUAUUUCAUCUAGCAUUACUUUUAGAUGAUGGUGUCAAGUAAUGUAUAUACAUUACAUUACUUUAAACCAAAUUUACUUCAUGGAUUUGUACAUAAAUUCUGCAAUUAAUUUGUUGCAUCAUUUAAUUAAUUUAUUUAUUUUAUUUGUUAUUUGUGAUAUUCUCAUAUUGUGCACAUGGCAACUAUAACAAUUCCUAAAUCGGUACUUUUACUAAAGUAUGUAAAACUGGAAGAUAAAAAAAAAUCAAUGUUCCAGGCUGUUAUUAAAGAUUUUUUUUAAAUUACCUUCCUUUGAUCUC